Cetraspora pellucida is the source of this 378-nucleotide messenger RNA. The record is from the annotation of a GenBank genome assembly. NCBI's taxonomy places the organism in Eukaryota, Fungi, Glomeromycota, Glomeromycetes, Diversisporales, Gigasporaceae.
AUGUCUAAUCAAAGCUUAACUACUUUAUCAUAUCAAUCACAAAUUAAUGACAACUUUGAAAGUCAUGAUAAAUUUGUUAAUAAAAUUAAAAAUUAUGUAUAUAAUCUUGGUUUUACUAUUAGACUUGGAAAGUUCAAAUAUUAUAACAAAUCUGAAAAUGAAGAAAAGACUGUUCGAAAAAGAAUAUUACUAUGUUCUCAAGCUGAUCUUACUUAUAAUCAUUUAAUGGUUAAAAAAAAUCAUAGAUUUUUUAUAUCUAAUGAACGGAAUAUUUCUGAUGAUGUUAAACAGCAAAUAGAAUUAUUAUGUCAAGCUGAUGUAGAUGUUCCAACAAUACAUACAAUAUUAAAAGAAGAAUUUGGCGAUCAUGUUACAUGA